UAAAACGGCUGUUCAUUUUUUAAUUUUAUUCCUAUUUUUACAUAUGAGUGUAAAAAAGCAUUUGAGUUGUAAUGAAAAUUUUGAAAACAAAUAAAAUAUUUGUGUUGGGAAUAAAAAAUAAUGACAUUCAAGAUUCUCGGCAUUUAUACAAACAGGUGCUGGCAACUGUCGCGUCAUGCCUCCUAUACUUGUCUGCGGGCCUGACUAAUGGCAUCAGUGCCGUUCUGCUCCCGGAGCUGGCGCAGGAUUCCUCCCUCUCCUGGGGGUCAGAACUUGGAUCUUGGAUAGCAUCCCUAGCUCCAAUUUCCUCGAUCCUGGGCUGCGUGUGCGUCGGAACUCUGCUGGAUAGCUUGGGAAGGAGAAUUGUUCAUAUCAUCCUGGCCUUCCCUUUCAUGGUCGGAUGGCUGGUUAUGGCGUUUGCUGACGACUUCUCUACAAUGAUGGUUGGCAGGUUCCUCACUGGUUUAAGUUUCGGCGCCAUCCGUCCAACCGCCAUAAUCUAUUUAGGAGAAAUAAGCGACCCAAAAUACAGAGGCAUCAUACUCCUUUUCCCAUCUGUAGCAUUAACAUUAGGAGUACUCCUAAGCCAUGUCAUAGCACUUUUUCUGUUGUACAUAUCUAUAGCCAGCGCUAUAGCCAGUUUAGGAUGGUCUUUUAUAGCGGAACUGUAUCCUACUAAGGUGAGAGGUGUAGGAUCUGGGUUAGUCAGGAACAUUCCCAUUGACUGGACACUUGAGGACCUUGUCAACUGCGUUGACUGCCCUACGGGCAUCAAAGUAAUAAAGGCUCGUCGCCUGAAUAGAAAAAUCAUCGAUGAUGGUGUGACGAAAUGGAUCCCCACCCAGAAAACUGUAUUUACCCCUCGGCGUCCCCCCCCAUCCCCAGGCAAAAGUUAUGAUAGGUCCGCUCACGACAACAUCACGAGGACUCCCUCUCCAUCUCAGGGAAACGGCUGCUGCCUUAAUAAUGAUUAUACUCCUAAUGAUAACAUACUCAAUAUUUUAAUGGCCGCUCUUAUGGACCUCAUUCGCCGUUGGUCGGACGGUCUACCGAACAAUGUCUUCACCAUGGUGGAACAACUCACCUCAUUAGUUAAUUCGUGCAAAAAUGGCUAUUACGGCGAUCCUUCAAUGGAAUGUUAG
Messenger RNA from Leguminivora glycinivorella, 1142 nucleotides. RefSeq lists its product as uncharacterized. Gene Ontology annotation, cellular component: membrane. The record is from RefSeq and is a predicted model, not a curated record. NCBI's taxonomy places the organism in Eukaryota, Metazoa, Arthropoda, Insecta, Lepidoptera, Tortricidae. Gene Ontology annotation, molecular function: transmembrane transporter activity. The transcript has 7 exons. Bases 72 to 1142 code for a protein of 356 amino acids. Gene Ontology annotation, biological process: transmembrane transport.